Messenger RNA from Sitophilus oryzae (rice weevil), 5746 nucleotides. Its product is annotated as probable phospholipid-transporting ATPase VD. Gene Ontology annotation, cellular component: plasma membrane. Gene Ontology annotation, molecular function: ATPase-coupled intramembrane lipid carrier activity; magnesium ion binding; ATP hydrolysis activity. The record is from RefSeq and is a predicted model, not a curated record. Bases 179 to 4576 code for a protein of 1465 amino acids. Lineage: Eukaryota; Metazoa; Arthropoda; Insecta; Coleoptera; Curculionidae. Gene Ontology annotation, biological process: phospholipid translocation. The transcript has 18 exons.
UAUAAAAAAAACAGUUUGGUUUUGUGCACGAAGAGGAAGUGUUUUGUGUUUGUGACUUGUGACAAAAAUAGUGCGAUAUAUAUUUUCUAAUAGUUAUUAAUUUUAAUUUCCGUACACUUGGACAGUUAACAAAUAAGUGAUAAAAAAAGAAAAGUUAUGAAAUACAAGGUACUGCAAAAUGUCGCAUUUUACAACUGGAUCAGAUAGAACGAAUCAUGGGGUGCAAGACACACCAAAUCAACCCCAAAACGUGGCCCCUAAUGCCAGCAUUGGGGGUACCACUUACACUUUUCCAGAUGUUACUUUGGCAUCAGGUGGAAUUGUGAGGUUACCAAGUCAAACGAGGGGCCACCUAAGAAGCGUUAGUCAUGGGGGCAGUUCUAAUGUAGUAACAGGCAGCAGUUCGGCAGGCAUCGUUGGCAGAUCAGCCCUUAAGGGUUCGAGAGGUCAUCAGCGGGCCUUCUCUCAAGGUCAGAUAUCGGAGGUGUCCAGCGGAGCAUCUGUCAAACCUGGUCAUUCUCGGGUCGGUUCCAAGACUGAUUUCAUUCUACCUCCCGGGCACAAAGAUACGGGCAGUAUCGAAGGUGCCACAUCUAGAAUAAGCGCUAAGGGACAUUCGAGACAAGCUUCUAGAUCCGAAUCGAUCUACACCCUUCGUCGAACCUCGCCUCCCUCGCUAUGGUACCGGCUGCUCUAUUUCGUGACGCGGCGCGUGCCCAAGUACGAGCAAGAGGAGCGGUACCGGCUGGUGGUGCCCAAUCACAUAGUGCCGCCGAAAACGCCCCGAAAAGACCACCCGAACGGCAGAAGGCCGAACAAUCGGAUCCGCACGACCAAGUACACGUUGCUCAGUUUUUUGCCACGGAACUUGCUCGAACAGUUCCACAGGGUGGCCAACUUGUAUUUCAUCUUCAUAGUGUUGUUGAACUGGAUCCCGGCAAUCAACGCGUUCGGCAAGGAGAUCGCCAUGAUCCCCGUGUUGUUCGUGCUCGGAGUGACGGCGGUUAAGGAUUUGUUCGAGGACCGGCGGAGACACGCUAGCGAUAAGAAUAUUAAUAACAGUACCUGUAGGAUAUAUAAUAGUGAAUCAGCAAGAUAUAAAAAAGUCCUAUGGAAAGAUAUCCGUGUGGGCGACCUUAUACAUUUAUCCAACAACGAAGUGGUACCUGCAGAUAUUCUCCUUUUGCGGUCUAGUGACAGUAGCGGCCUAUGUUACAUCGACACCGGCCAUUUGGACGGAGAAACCAACUUAAAACAGCGUCAAGUGGCCAGAGGUUUUGUAGAAAAGCAAAAUUAUUUUGAGCCAAGCAAGUUCCGAAGUAAAAUAGAAGUUGAGGCGCCGACCACGAAGAUCUACCGGUUUCACGGUGCCAUAGUACACGAAUCCGGUGAAAGAGUACCGGUCGGUACUGACAAUUUGUUGUUAAGAGAGUGUUUGUUGAAAAAUACCGAUUUUAUUGAAGGUAUUGUCGUUUAUGCGGGUCAUGAAACCAAAGCCUUACUUAAUAACGGCGGUCCCAGAUACAAAAGAUCGUCCUUAGAAAAGCAAAUGAAUAAAGCUGUGAUUUGGUGUGUCUUAAUACUUAUUUUACUGUGCAUUAUCGGAGCUUUUGGCUGUAAGCUUUGGCUACAAUCCUACACCGACUUGCCUCCUCCCUAUCAAGAACACGACGAUCCUUCCCAGGAAGCUUUUUUAGCCUUUUGGAUAUACGUUAUUAUUUUACAAAUUAUGAUUCCUUUAUCGUUAUACGUUACCUUAGAAUUGUGCAAAAUAUUACAAGUGUAUCAUAUUCAUCAAAACGCCGACUUAUACGAUCCUAUAACUAACAGAAGAAUCGAAUGCAGAGCUUUAAAUAUCACGGAGGAAUUAGGACAAAUAGAGUAUAUUUUUUCCGACAAAACUGGUACUCUGACGGAAAACCGUAUGAUUUUCCGAAAAUGUACUAUUGCUGCUGUCGAUUAUAAUCAUCCCGAAUUGGAGAACGAAUCGCAAAACAAUAGCAAUAAACAGACGAAUUUGAGUGUCGUAGUGAAUAAAAAUUUGCAGAGCGACUUGAAUCAAGAGGGCUGCGUGUCCGAACAAAUAUUUAGUACUAGGGCGAUCCAUAGCGCUAGAAUACAAGAAUUCUUAUUGUUUUUAGCCGUAUGCAAUACGGUAGUGUGUUCUCGACAUCCGCAUCACGAUAUAAUGAACGCCAGUGGUAUUAUUGAAGCAGUUCCUAACCUAACAGAAAACGAAAUGAACGUGAAGAAACUCGAAUACGACCAUCCCAAUCCGGUUACCGUUAAAGACAAAUACACUCGAUUGGAAGAGUCCCGAUCGGUUACACCUUCACCUCCACUCAACCUGUACUCCCCCGAUAACAGAAGAACGCGUAUCACUACCCUCGAUACUAUAGAUUCCUGCGACAACUCGCCCGAUUCCCUUCAAAGCCACAGCAGUUCCAAGUCGCUCCGGCCGAAACUGCUCAGCAUACCGAGCAUCGGCGGUUUUCUGACCCGAAAAAACACCAGCAACACCAAUCUAACCGACGAGCAGAAGGUGAAACUAAAUCAGGUGUGCACGCCGUCCCCUGGCGAUUUCAAGCCGAUCUACGAGGCGGAAAGUCCGGACGAAUUGGCCCUUGUGGAUGCCGCUCGAAUUUACAAUUGUAAAUUGAUCAAACGCACUCCCACAGAGGUCACUGUAGACGUCCCUUCCGAAGGGAGGUUAGCGUUUAAAAUCCUAAACAUUCUGCCUUUCGAUUCGACUAGGAAAAGGAUGUCGAUCGUUUUCAGGCACCCCGUAUCGCAGGAGAUCGUGUUGUAUUGCAAGGGGGCCGAUACGUCGAUUAUACCGCAUCUGACGCCGGCGGAGGAUGAUUCUGAGGAGAAGUUUAUCGUUAAUAAGACGCAACAGCAUUUAAAUAACUACGCCAGGGAGGGGUUGAGGGUUCUGGUGAUGGCGAAGAGGAUUUUAACUGAGCAGGAGUACAACGAGUGGUACCGGAAACACCAAGAAGCCGAAUUGGCGACCGAUAAUGUGGAAAAGAAAAUAAGAGAUAGUUAUUCGAGUAUCGAAAGCCAUAUGACGCUGUUAGGAGCAACAGGGAUCGAGGACAGGCUUCAAGAGGGCGUUCCCGAAACUCUGUCCGCUCUAAUCGCUGCCGGAAUAGUUGUGUGGGUAUUGACCGGGGACAAACCGGAAACCGCCAUCAAUAUAGCUUAUUCCGCCAAAUUAUUUUCGCCCCAAAUGGAACUACUGAAGAUAAUGGCUCGUUCCAAGGAGAGCGCCGAAAGUACCAUAAAUUGUUAUCUGGCAGAUAUCGAACGACACGUGGCCCAAUCAGAUAAUUCUACCCAAGGGUACGAUAUCGACAUUGUGCCUUCUUCGAGUACCUCGAGUCGAUCUCCGUAUGUUCGAUCGUCGACCAAUCACAAAGGACGAGCUCUAGUCGUCGACGGCAAGACCCUGACGUACAUUUUGGACAAGAGAUCGAAUCUGACCAAGUCCUUUCUCAAAUUGACCACGUUCUGCAAUUCGGUGUUGUGCUGUAGGGCCACUCCGCUCCAGAAAGCCUACAUCGUAAAGGUAGUCAAGGAAGAGCUGAAGAAACGAACUUUGGCGAUAGGCGACGGAGCCAAUGACGUUUCGAUGAUACAGACUGCCGACGUAGGAAUAGGUAUAUCGGGACAAGAAGGUAUGCAAGCUGUCAUGGCUGCCGAUUUUGCCCUGUCCCGCUUUAAGUAUCUAGAAAGGUUUUUACUGGUGCACGGUCAUUGGAGCUACGAUCGAUUAGCCAGAAUGAUUCUAUACUUUUUUUACAAAAACGCCACUUUCGUGUUCAUGAUUUUCUGGUACCAAUUUUACUGUGGCUUCUCCGGAUCGGUUAUGAUCGACCAAAUGUAUCUCAUGCUGUAUAAUUUACUUUUCACGUCGCUGCCCCCUAUCGCAAUUGGUGUUUACGAUCAGGUCGCUCCAGAUAAACUUCUGCUAGAAAACCCGUACUUGUACAAACGAAGCCGCCUAGGCAAAUCCUACAAAUGGUACUCGUUCUGGCUCACCAUGGCCGAUUCGAUAUACCAAAGCGUGUGCGUAUUUUGGAUUUGCAAAGUGGCGUACGACGAUACGGAUGCGGACAUGUUCGAAUUCGGCACAGUGACUACCACCGCUUGCAUGUUCGUCAUGUUGUGUCACGUGGCGAUCGAAAUCAGAUCGUGGACGCUUAUUCAUGUUGCAUCGAUUGUUCUCUCGAUCGGUGCGUUCUAUCUGUACUCGCUACUGUACAAUACGUACUGCGUGAACUGCUUCGGAUUGCCUAGUACUUACUGGACUAUACAGAUUGCGAUGCAAAGGUCUGCAUACUAUCUCGUCACGCUGUUGUCCUGUGUAGUAGCGUUGCUUCCAAGAAUUGUAUACAGAGUGGCCCAAACCCUUUGGACGCCCAACGAAGUAACGAGAGAAUUGAUAGCGCAUCGUAAGGCUCGCGGAAGAGGUGAGAAGUUUUUGGUAUCGUGGUCGCGAUCCACAUCUACGUCAUCUAUUUACAGAACCGGUAACAGGAAUCAGCAUAACACUCUGACAGCAGUAGGGUGACCACAUAUAAAAAAAUGUGAAACGUUAGUGAUGCUGCAUUUAUAGGCUGUGAUGUGUACAUUUAAGGGACCAAAUAUAUAGUUCUACUGGUAUAUAUACACACCUGAGUAAGCGAAGAAAUAAUUUCAACGUUUUUAUUUAUCCAACAAAAAAUUAUUGUUCAGUGCCAUUUCGUAUUUGUCCGUUUUACGUAGAGAUAACUUUUUGAUUCUUUCUCGUUGGUUACCAUCCUACUGAUUCAUACUGAAAAUGUAUAAAUUUAGUUAAUUUUUUAUUAUGAUUUUAUUCAUUUUGUUGGAUAAUUAAUAUAUUGUAGGUAGGUGUGAAUUAGAUGCAAUAUCCCCGUUUAUACUGCCUAAAUAAAUCGUUUUAAGUUGAACUGAUAAUAAUGUAUUAAAUAACUAUUUUCUCAUUGUAUAAAUAUAAGAUAAUUAAUAUGUGAUUGACAGAUUGCAUUCUUAAACUAUUUUAGCUCUGUUAAAAGUAUAUUUAUAUUCAAAUCUUUGUUGCCAUAAUGUACCUUUUUAAGAAAUCUAUACUAAGCUUUCUUAAUUUUAUAUAAUAUAUCUUUUGUAAAUAAUAAAAUUUACUUGCCAAACUGUUGGAUAGAUAGCACAAUUUGUAAUUUAUUUUUAUAGCAUAUAGAAAACUUCUUUCUGCGACUUGAAGGUGGUAAUUUUAAUGGAUAUUAUGGAUACAUUGUCAAUUAUAUGUAUGAUAUAGUUAUAAAUAUAUAAAGACUAUACAGGGUGAGUCAUAAAUAUGUGCAAAUAUUUUCAGUACUGGAGGUCUCGAUAAAAGAAACAUAUUUUCUCUUUAGUCCAAAAUAACGGAGUUAUUUCAGUUUGAAAAUUUAGAGUUUUUUUUAAUUUUGAUAACACUUAUUUAAGACUUACCCUGUAUAGAUAUCCCAAUACGUUGCCAAUAUAUUUCUACAAGUGUCACAAUUUUGAAGUUUAAUGAUACUACUUUAAAUUUGUUUUCCCAAUGUAGUACAAUAUAAAUUGAUCAAAAUUUAAAUAAAAAUUAUAAGAAGUAUACUCUUGGAGAUUUAAGAUGUGCAGUAUAACUAAUUUUUACCUAUUUUUUUAGAAAUAUAUAAUAUAUACAUAUUUAAUUGUUUGCGUAAAGCGAUAAACACUAUAGUCUGUGAAACGAAUAACUUUGAAU